Linepithema humile (Argentine ant) is the source of this 498-nucleotide messenger RNA. Lineage: Eukaryota; Metazoa; Arthropoda; Insecta; Hymenoptera; Formicidae. The record is from RefSeq and is a predicted model, not a curated record.
AUGGAGAGACAUGUGCGAAAUGUUCACAACACCGGCGUCGUCAAAUUUCGCUGCGAGCUCUGCAACUUCCGCAUUAUGCGGCCUUACAAGAUGAUGUACGUCGGCGAAAUGCAUGAUAAGAUCUUCGUAUGCAUGGACUGCGGCAAGAGCUACGCGGUGAAGAGAUCUCUCUGGAGGCAUCGGAAAUUCGAGUGCGUGAACUCGAAGCCUAAAUUCAGCUGCGAGGUGUGCCCGUAUAAGAGCCCGCACAAAUGGUGCAUCGACAAGCACAGGAAGAAACAUCACGCUUACCGGAAGAUGUACAUGGGCGAUCAGGUCCUCGGCUACACCUGCACCAUGUGCAGCAAGUUCUACAAGAUGUGGAGCAACUAUCUGAAGCACAAGUGCGAGCCGCCGCAGUUCAAGUGCCCGCUGUGCCCGUUCGCCGCCUUUAAAGCUUUCAUCCUGCACGCCCAUCAGGCCGAGCAGCAUUUUAAGGUCACCUCGCCGAACACAUAA